Symbiodinium natans is the source of this 1017-nucleotide messenger RNA. NCBI's taxonomy places the organism in Eukaryota, Dinophyceae, Suessiales, Symbiodiniaceae. The record is from the annotation of a GenBank genome assembly.
AUGGCAACAACCAAAAAAAAGGGCGCGGCGCAAACUCCGCCGAAGGACCAGGUGUCAGAUGCGGAGCUUCAGCGCAUCGCAGCAGCCAUUGAGGAAGUUGCGCAGAACUUCCCACCCAACAUUCGGAACACGGUGAGGCAGGCGGCCCCAUAUCUUGCCAAGGCAUGGAUCUAUUUUCUGACGGCUUUGCCAUACAUCAUGAAGGCCAUGAAAGAGAUUCAGAACCUGCUGGCUAUGGUGCCUGAGAAGAUGCUUUGGGCCAUGCUGAGCUUCUUGGUGUGCUUCUUUGGUGGCAUCUUUCCGGCUACGAUCGCAGCUGCAGAGGCCUGGGCGGCCUGUGGCGGUGUGGAAGCCUGGGAGCAGGCCAAGGUUCUCCUGUCCGAGUUCAUGAAAGUGGCAGAAGCCUCCAAGGAGGAUGGGAAGGACGACAAGGAUGCUAAACAGGAGGUGCAAGCGCCGCAUCAAGUCGUCCAGAAGAAGCUGGCAAUUGCCUUGGCAGUUAUGGAACCCGACAAAGUGAGUGGAUCCAUUUCAAGCAUCUACGUCGGGUGGAUUGGUGUGAUCGGAGUGCUAAGACUUCAAUUCGCGCGCACUGUGACGCUCGGCGAGGUUAUUGGUUCCAAAGUGUACAAGCCAGUUAGCAAAGUGGAGCCCUUGAUAGAGUCCGUGGUCGCCGAGGAGUAUCAGAAGUGGGUGCCGACAAUCACACGCUGGACUUGCAAGCUCCUGGCGAUCAGCCUCGCAUGGUGGAUCCAGCGAGUCAUCUCCGCAGUACACUCGGCCAUCCGUGGCGGCAUGAUCUUUGCAGAGUACCUGGUGGAUUUCCUGCAUGAGAAGGGCUACCUUCAAACAGAGCACAAGGAGACUUACAUUGAUGAGGCGAUCGGUUGGUCGAUCGCGGUUUUGGGCUUCCUGACGCAGCUUGCUUUGGGGUUUCAGCUUCCCUUUCUGCUAAACCUGUUCUUGCUGCCUGUCCAGUUUCUGGAAGCCUUUAUCGUGUGGAGCGUCAGUGCGUGA